AUGGAGUCUUUGGAGCCUAAGGCUGAAUAUGGUCGCAUCGCCUUUGACAUCUUUGCCCUUGAGGAAUAUUUCCUCCUCGAAGACGCGGCUCUGUAUGACGCUGGCCCUGACUACGACAGGGACCAUAUUCUCCGAACCAUCGUAACCCGGCUGCCUUCUCUUGGCGAUUUCUACCCUUAUCCCCACAAAAUCGAGCGGAAAGGGAGGGCGUUGGAGGAGCUAAAGGGUGAGGAGGGGGAAGUAUCAAAUUACAGACUCGUAGCGGCAUCGUGUAGAGCAGAAGCUCUCCUUUUCGUGCUUGAUGCCGAGGCAAUCCGAGAAAACUUGGUCAAGCUUAUGUGGCUCAACGCCCAUGGAAACAGGAUUUGGAACAAUAAGAUCGACCUGAGCGCGAUGGAGGGCAUGCGAGCUACUUUUUCGGAUGGAUACACACUGCUGGAGGCUACUGAAACACACUGCGUCAUCGGGAACGAGGAGGACGAACAAUAG
Messenger RNA from Fusarium keratoplasticum, 489 nucleotides. RefSeq lists its product as uncharacterized. Lineage: Eukaryota; Fungi; Ascomycota; Sordariomycetes; Hypocreales; Nectriaceae. The transcript has 2 exons. The record is from RefSeq and is a predicted model, not a curated record. The coding region runs from base 1 to 489 and encodes 162 amino acids.